Messenger RNA from Phyllotreta striolata, 1989 nucleotides. The record is from the annotation of a GenBank genome assembly. NCBI's taxonomy places the organism in Eukaryota, Metazoa, Arthropoda, Insecta, Coleoptera, Chrysomelidae.
UUUGUAUUUUGCGUGUGUGACUUCAUUUGUUCAGUGUUAGAGACUAGAGAGUACACUAAAAUAACCUGGCCUACUAUAAAUAGCAGUUUGUUCAUUUUUACAACAAUUUCUGGUACUUAAAACCAAAACUACAUCUUGUUAUUCUCAUUAUCUAAUAAAUGAUUCAGAGAUAGUAGGUGGGUCUUCAUUCCACUUGGAAAAAAUUCAUUCGUUUGCUAUUUACAAAUAAUUCAAUCGAAAGAUGGCCUACCAUCAACCCGGUUCGUAUCCAACACCUUACAACAGUAAUUAUCCUCCGGCGCCAGCACCCGGUUAUCCAACGCCCACUGCUCCUGGUUACGGGCCUCCACCCCAAGGAUAUGGCCCACCUGCUCAGGGCUACCAGCCACCUCCAGGACAGUACCCUCCACCCGGAGGCUAUGGAGGGCCCAUUACCAAUCAACCCGGAGGACCAGCAGGUGGCUGGAUGAAUAUGCCUCAAGGCAUACCGAACUGUCCGCCAGGCUUGGAAUACCUUACUAUGAUUGAUCAACUGCUAGUACAACAAAAAGUCGAAGUUUUAGAAGCUCUCACCGGCUUCGAAACCCAAAAUAAGUUUACGGUAAAAAAUAAUUUAGGACAAAAAGUAUUCUACGCCGUCGAGGACUCGGACUGCCUGACGAGGAACUGCUGCGGCCCCCUCAGGCCGUUCGACAUGAAAAUCCUGGACAACUACAAGAACGAAGUCAUGCACCUGCACAGACCGCUCGCUUGCGACUCCUGCUGCUUCCCCUGCUGCCUGCAGAGCAUGGAGGUGUCCGCGCCGCCCGGCUCCAUUUGCGGCACGGUGGAGCAGGAAUGGAGCUUAUUCUGCCCGAGCUUCGCCUUGAAGAACGCCAGCGGCGACACCGUGCUGAGAAUAGAAGGUCCCCUGUGCACGUGGAGCAUCUGCGGCGACGUGGAAUUCAAAAUCAUGUCCGGCGACGGUGCCGUGCAAGUGGGGAAGAUCUCCAAGCAAUGGUCGGGGUUGAUGAGGGAGAUGUUCACUGAUACCGAUUACUUCGGUAUCACUUUCCCCAUGGAUUUGGACGUGAGAAUGAAGGCUGUUAUGCUGGGCGCUUGCUUCCUUAUUGACGCUAUGUUCUUCGAGACGAGUCAAAAGAAUAAUUCUUAGAGUGUUAUUUACUUUGACUUCUUACUCCAAGUUGGAUCGAACGUUUUUUAUUUGUAGUUUUAAGUUUUGUUGCACCCCUUAUAUUAUUGGAUAUUACUUUUUUGUUUCUCGAGGUGGCGGCUUUUUGUGGAAUAUUGCGAUAUUUGCAACUAUACGUAUUGUUACAAAAGACAUUUUUUACAGAUUUUAAAUCUCGAAUACUUAUUGUCUUGAACUAUUUUACUCGUAGAUUAUAUUUCGCCGGCUCUCUUUUUAGCUUUUAGAUUUUUAUAAGUAUUUUUAAAGCUAUAAACAUUAUCGAAUAUGUCUCUUAUGUAUACGUUUUUCAUUUUUUACAUUGAAACUUCGCACACGAGUUACUUGUUUUGGCUGCUAGCAAUUAUUUUUUUCUAUACUGUAACUUAAUAGGUAGCAUAAGUUUGAUUUAAUCUGCUUCAUUUUCGUGUUAAGAUAAAUGUCUUCUCGUCGUGUAAUCAAAAGUCUUAAGCUGUUUAAUGAAAGUGCCUUGCUACUAGCGUGUAUAAGCAUUGUUAUUAGUUUUUUUUUCUCAUAAGUAAUAUACUCCAUCUAGUCAAAACUCACGAAGAAACUUCAGUAUGUUGGAUGUGAGAAAAAAACUAUCGGAUGAUCAAAUUAAAUGGUAUCCAUAUAUUUCUCUUCUGCUCUUACCAUAUAAAAUGUUUUUAUGAAUAUUGCCUUACAAGAUGAGAUUCUUAAACAAAUAAUCUAAUGUAACCCAGCCAAAUUGAAUGCCUCUUUAGCGUUUGAAUCUGAAACCGUUUUAUAUUAUAUAUUGUAACUUUUAUGGAUGUUUAAAUAUAUUUAUUAUACAUUUA